This is a messenger RNA of Paramuricea clavata, 228 nucleotides long. NCBI's taxonomy places the organism in Eukaryota, Metazoa, Cnidaria, Anthozoa, Malacalcyonacea, Plexauridae. The record is from the annotation of a GenBank genome assembly.
GUCAUCCUCUUGGGUGCAAUUUGUACAUUAGGAUACUUUCUUGACCAUGCCAGUUUUUCACUCAAACUGGAAGGGGGAACGAUAAACUCGUUUGACCAUUUCGAGAAAAAGCGCUUGGAUUUUGGAAUGUAUGUUAUCGUUAUUGUUUGGUUACUGGUGACUGGAUUUGUUGCUCUGUUUAUUAGUGGUCUGCAUCAGAAAGUUAAAUGUCUCCACUGGCCUUUAACU